Molecule: messenger RNA, 1731 nt
Organism: Zingiber officinale
Lineage: Eukaryota; Viridiplantae; Streptophyta; Magnoliopsida; Zingiberales; Zingiberaceae
Product: dihydrolipoyllysine-residue acetyltransferase component of acetoin cleaving system-like
Exons: 9
Coding region: 100-1356 (418 amino acids)
Molecular function (GO): catalytic activity
Source: RefSeq, a predicted model, not a curated record
CCCUCGAUCGUCUCACUCCUCUUCUCUUCUUAGGUGAUCAAAUUCUCCGAUUUCCGAAGGAAAUCAACGAGUGAGUAAUUAAUUGUGUAGAGAAUAGAAAUGCCUUUUUGCGGAUCGAGCGAGGAUGGUACCAGGAUUUUCUACAGGAGAUUUGGCCACGGGAACACCAAAGUCCUCCUGAUCAUUGGAUUGGCAGCGACGCAUGAUUCGUGGGAACCCCAGAUCAAGGGGUUGACGGGCGCGAUUGAACCCAACGAUGAGGAGGAAGCAGCGUCUAUCGAUGGCGAUGGGAACUUGGAUGGCGAUGAUGAGGAGUCGCAGAGUGGGAUCGAGGUUUGCUGCUUCGACAAUCGUGGGGUGGGCGAGAGCUCAGUACCCAUGAAAAAAUCCCAAUACACAACCACUAUAAUGGCGAAAGAUGCACUUGCCCUAUUGGAUCAUCUAGUUUGGAAAAAGGCUCACGUGUUCGGUCAUUCAAUGGGUGCAAUGAUAGCUUGCAAAUUGGCAGCAUUAGCACCAGAGCGGAUUUGUUCAUUGGCUUUGCUCAAUGUCACUGGAGGUGGUUUUGAGUGCUUUCCAAAGAUUGAUCGACAAAUUAUAUCCCUUGCAUAUCGUUUUUUGAGAGCAAAAACUCCAGAGCAAAGAGCUACCGUUGAUUUGGAGACCCAUUACACGAAGGAAUAUCUUAACGAAUAUGUUGGAUUGCAUACGAGAAGAGAGAUCCUUUACCAAGAGUAUGUAAAAGCUAUAUCAUCAGCCGGGAUGCAAUCCAACUGUGGCUUUGAAGGCCAAGUCAAUGCUUGCUGGAAACAUAAAAUGACAGCAAAGGAGCUUGACACAAUUCGAUCAUCUCGGUUUCUCAUUUCAGUUAUCCAUGGCAGGUUGGUACUGGACAAGCUUACUCAUCUCUUCUUGUGCUAUUUUUCUCUUUUGAAAAGUAGAGAGAAACCUAAUUCCUAUGCAACGAUACAUGUUAGGUAUGAUAUUAUUGCUCAAUUAGAUCAUGCAAGGAAGCUGGCCAAGAUGCUUCAACCAUCUACCCGAAUGGUGGAACUUCAAGCUGGGCAUUUAGUGACACAUGAAAGGACAGAUGAGGUUAAUCAGGCUCUCAUGAAUCUAAUAAAUGCUUCAAAAUCCAAGCAGAAGCCUGAAGAAUGGUAUUAUAUUCCAGAAAGACAAACAGGUUUUCUCUCAAUCCGUGGCUUGUUAAGUAGUCUACUGAUAGUUUAUCGAUUGCUCGGGAAGUUGCAACUUGGCUUCCUUUAUGUCGUUGGAAUUUUCCUUAUGGGAUAUGAGCAUUUGAGGAACCUUUUCACAAGCACGAGAACUGUUAGAGUUGCAUCUUGCAAUUCUUAGUCCAGAAAUAGAACUGAAGCCCAUGGGGCAGGUAACAUAUAUGCUUCUUUUGGGACAGAACUAGUAUGUCGGAGAGCCUUGCCUUUAAACCGCAUAAAGGCCCCUGUAAUAGUGGGUCUGCAUGCCUGGAGGUUCCAUUCCUUGUGUCUAUUUUUUGUUUUUGUCAAGUUCUUGAUCACUUUGAUCUACUUACUAUGUUCUGGUCAUCAUAAUCAUCUAUAGUUCAACCAGAGAAGACUCUACAUGAACACCCAAACCUUGUGUUCGAGUGCAAGAAUAAUUUUUUCCCCUAUAGUUUAGAGGCAAUUCUUGAAUAAUCUUCUGUAUCUCUUUGUUGAGGGAAAUUAAAAACAUCCAGGAAGACAUUUUCUAUCA